CUGCCCGCGCUAGUGAUUGGCCUGCAGGGCCCGUCAAUCUACGAGAGUAGCUCUGCGAUUGGCAGGUGGGCUGGAAGUGCGGGUCGGUUCCCUUGCCGCGGGCUGAGGAGAUCUUGGCGGUGUGACUGUGGCCGAUCCUAGGUGAGGAGGCUAGGUGACGCCGUGAGGGUCGAAGCUCAGUGGCUGGGCCACCCUCCGCCAUGGAAGCCUUUGAAGAGGACCGGAGAUGCCUGUCUGGGAGCCUCCCCGUGCCAGCCCCUGCGGAGAGCCCCGCCACACCGAGCCCCGUGGAUUGCAGCCGGGCCCCGGCCAUGGCCCACAGGCACCUGAGCAGGAAGAACGGGCUUUCCAAGCUCUGCCAGAGCAGAAUGGCGCUCUCUGAGGACAGGUGGAGCUCCUACUGCCUGUCGUCACUGGCUGCUCAGAACAUCUGCACCAGCAGACUGCACUGCCCGCCGACGCCCGAGCAUGCCGACCGGCUGGGCUCCUGCAGCAGCGCGUCCUGCUGCUCCCUGCUGCGCGGCUUCUCGGCCGGCUGGCCCACGCCCCUGCUGCCCACCCCCGUGAGCAACCCCAACAAGGCCGUCUUCACCGUGGACGCCAAGACCACAGAGAUCCUGGUGGCCAACGACAAAGCUUGCAGCCUCUUGGGGUACAGCAGCCAUGACCUGAUUGGCCGGAAGCUUACACAGUUCUUCCUGCAGUCGGACUCCCACGUGGUCGAGGCUCUCAGUGAGGAACACGUGGAGGCAGAUGGCCGUGUUGCAGUGGUUUUUGGCACCGUGGUAGACAUCGUCAGCCGUGGCGGCGAGAAGAUCGCCGUCUCCGUGUGGAUGAAGAAGGUGCGGCAGCAGCACAGCCUGUUCUGCGUGGUGGUCCUGGAGCCCGUGGAGAGGGUCUCAGCCUGGGUCUCCUUCCAGAGCGAUGGAACCAUCACAGCCUGUGACUGCCUCUUUGCCCAUCUCCACGGGUUUGUGUCUGCAGAGGAAGUGGCUGGGCAGCGCAUCACAGACCUGAUUCCGUCCGUGCAGCUCCCUCCACCCGGCCAGCAAGUCCCAAAGAAUCUCCAGAUUCAGAGAUCUGUUGGCAGAGCCAGAGACGGCACCACCUUCCCUCUGAGUCUGAAGCUGAAGGCGGAAGCCCCCGGCGAGGCGGUGGGCGAGGGCACAGCGGCCCCUGCGCGAGGUUUCUCGGCUUCUGUCUGGGUCUUCUGCACCAUCAGUGGCCUCAUCACCCUGCAGCCGGAUGGCACCAUCUACGGCAUCAACCACAGCUUCGCCCUCAUGCUGUUCGGUUACGGGAAGGCCGAGCUCCUGGGCAAGAACAUCACUUUCCUGAUCCCUGGCUUCUACCAGUACAUGGACCUUGCUGAUGACAGCUCUGUGCAGCUGCCAGACCUGGCCAAGUGCCUGGACAUGAGCAGCGACCGUGGACCUGGGGAGGCGCCCUUGGACCCCUGGCCAGCCUGGGACCCAGCCAGUGGAGCUCAGGAUCCGAGAGUUGAUGUCACAACAGCUGGCGACCACGUUCUGCCCCAAGAUGAGACCCUGAGUCUGGGAGACAGCCAGGAUGGCUCUCCUGAGACUCAGGCCCCGCUGGACGUUGGCGGCAAGCUCCUGCCCUCACUGCCACCUCAGCCACCUCCUGGAGAGGACAGCAUGCCAACAGACAGGCUGCCGGCCCCUGCUGCACGGUCAUUGUCCACAGACGAGCAAAGCACCCAGGAAGGCCCACCGGACCCUGGUGAACAGCCGCUGCCCAAGGACCAGCCAAACAUCCCAGGGGAAAGCCCACCAGGCGCUGGUGAACAGCCGCUGCCCCAGGACCAGCCAAACAUCCAAGAAGGAAGCCCACCAGGCCCUGGUGAACAGCUGCCGAAGGACCAGGCAAAUAUCCAAGAAGGAAGCCCACCAGGCCCUGGUGAACAGCCGCUGCCCCAGGACCAGCCAAAUAUCCAAGAAGGAAGCCCACCAGGCCUUGGUGAUCCGUCCCCUGCCGUGGGGAGGGAGGAGCCUGCAGCAACAGAGAGCCCCACCCAGGCCCUCCUGCCAGAGAGCAGCUCUGCGCCAGCAGACGCGAAGCUGGCCGCUUCCUGUGAAGACUCUGACACUGCACUUGCAGCCCAGCGGUGGAGCGGCGACGUCAGGUGCGGCCCGCCUCGGGAAGUCCCACGGGAUCUCGGGAGUCCUGGCAGUCCUGGCAGUCCUAACUCCUUGGUGGAUGUCACCAGGCCUGAGCCCCGUGCUGUGGGACAGCCAGCAGAGGGCGCUCUCCCCGCACACCAGCAUCGGUUCGUGAGCGAGUGGGUCCUGCAUAAGCCCAGCCAGGACUCGGCCCCCAGGCCCCCGGGGAUGGCGAGUGUGUCUCCUGGGACGCCCACGCAGGAUGAGUCGUGGCUGGGGGUGAAAGACGACCGGGAGGAGCUGCAGGCCUGCCUAAUUAAGGAGCAGCUGUGCACACCCAGCUUUGCAGGAGCCCCAGACGUCUCCUAUAUCGAGCUCAUCCCCAGGGAGCGCCCGGCCUUCCCCCUGCCCGUGUCCCGCUGCAGUCUGAGAGGCAGGGACAUGCACGGCCGUGCGGACAGCUCCUCGGCCCGCUAUGCCCUGGCCACGGACCUGCCCGGUGUCCUGGAGCCUGUGGAGGCCCCAGAGCCCGGCAUGCAUUCCUACUCCUGGAACCUCAAGGAAGCCUUCUUCAGUGACCAGAUUGACCGAACUUCAUCAAAUUGUUCCUGCGCUGUGUCCGAGCCCACGGAGACCCCCUGCCCCUCUGCGGGGGGCUCCGACUCGGACGUGGGCAGCCUCGCCAGGCAAGGGUCAGAUGUGGACGACAGGGAGCUGUUGCUGCUGACUGGCACCUGCUUUAGGCUUGGCGAGGGCCGGCGGUUCCAGGAGAGCCGCCGGACAGAGCCCUCUGAGGUCUCUCUGGUGUCCUCUGAGCACUUCGAAGUGAGUGACAGUGAAGGCCCCAGCUGCCUCCUUCCCACGUCAGAUGCCAGCUCUGAGGAGGCGCAGCCAGCAGCAGAGGAGUCGAGGCCAAGUGCCCAGGUCACCUCCACACCUGUGACGCCGGGCGCCGCCAGCCUGGGGCGGCAGAUCCAGGAGGGCACCUACUCAGGGAGCUGCUACCACCGGGACGGUUUGCGGCUGAGCAUCCAGUUUGAAGUGAAGCGGGUGGAGCUCCAAGGCUCUGCCACCCUGUUCUGCUGCUGGCUGGUGAAGAACCUCUUGCACAGCCACCAGGACUCUGCCACCAGGACACGCCUGCUCCUGGCCAGCUUGCCCAGCUCCACCCACUCCAUGCCGGAGCUCCCCGGGCCCAGCUGGGGGGAGGUGCUCCGGGCCAAGCCGUGGUUUGAGGACCCCCCCAGGCCUGUGGAGCUGGAAGGGCUGGCGGCCUGCGAGGGAGCGUACGCCCACAAGUACAGCACCCUGAGCCCACUGGGCAGUGGCGCCUUUGGCUUCGUGUGGACCGCAGUGGACAGGGAGCAGAACAAGGAGGUGGUGGUGAAAUUCAUUAAGAAGGAGAAGGUCUUGGAGGAUUGUUGGAUCGAGGACCCCAAACUCGGAAGAGUGACUCUGGAGAUUGCCAUUCUGUCCCAGCUGGAGCACGCCAACAUCAUUAAGGUGCUGGAUGUGUUUGAAAACCAGGGGUUUUUCCAGCUCGUGAUGGAGAAGCAUGGCUCCGGCCUGGACCUCUUCGCCUUCAUCGACCACCACCCCAGCCUGGACGAGCCCCUGGCAAGCUACAUCUUCCGACAGCUGGUGUCCGCGGUGGGUUACCUGCGCUCCAAGAGCAUCCUCCACCGUGACAUCAAGGACGAGAACAUCGUGAUCGCCGAGGACUUCACCAUCAAGCUGAUCGACUUCGGCUCAGCCGCCUACCUGGAGAGGGGCAAGCUGUUUUACACGUUCUGUGGAACGAUCGAGUACUGCGCGCCCGAAGUGCUCAUGGGGAAUCCCUACCGAGGGCCCGAGCUGGAGAUGUGGUCUCUGGGGGUCACGCUGUACACGCUGAUCUUCGAGGAGAACCCCUUCUGUGAGCUGGAGGAGACCAUGGAGGCGGCCAUACACCCCCCGUACCUGGUGUCCCAGGAGCUCAUGCACCUCGUGUCGGGGCUGCUGCAGCCUGCCCCUCAGCAGCGCACUACCUUGGAGAAGCUGGCGACAGACCCGUGGGUGACACAGCCCGUGAACCUCGCUGACUACACUUGGGAAGAAGUGUGUCGCAUAAACAAGCCAGAAAACGGAGUCCUGUUGCCUGCGAGUCUUGGGGGCCAGAGCCUGGGCGAGGCAGGACCAGGGACCCCUGCCCCAGGGGAGGCUUCCAGCGGCCAGUGUGCUGUGGGGACCCCUCCCCGCUGAACGACCCUACCUCGCCCACCACUCCGCUGUACUCCACUCAGAAAGUCCCAGGCCCCUUUCCUCCAGAGAGAAAUUCUCAAGAACGUGAGAAUUUUAGGAUAAUUACCUUCCAAAUGUUUGUGUGCAAGUUUGAUGGCUGCUAGAACUACAUUUUUUUAAAAGAUGUAUAAAAUAGACUUGGAAUUCAUGUUUUUCACAACCUUGAGAAAACAUUCUGGUGUUCAAUUAUUUUAUAGGAUUUAAAAGGGCUUUUGACUUGUGAACUU
This is a messenger RNA of Lepus europaeus (European hare), 4630 nucleotides long. RefSeq names its product PAS domain containing serine/threonine kinase (gene PASK). Gene Ontology annotation, biological process: regulation of DNA-templated transcription; intracellular signal transduction; negative regulation of glycogen biosynthetic process. NCBI's taxonomy places the organism in Eukaryota, Metazoa, Chordata, Mammalia, Lagomorpha, Leporidae. Gene Ontology annotation, molecular function: ATP binding; protein serine/threonine kinase activity. The coding region runs from base 201 to 4364 and encodes 1387 amino acids. Gene Ontology annotation, cellular component: nucleus; cytosol; cytoplasm. The record is from RefSeq and is a predicted model, not a curated record. The transcript has 18 exons.